GAGGAAAAGCAGAAUUAAUGAGUAGAAGAGGUGCUGAGAUGGUGAAAACGGGACGGAUUUCCAUCUCCAAUUUGAAAGUUUGUUUAGAGCCGGAAAGAAACUUCCCGAGAAGUUCAACUACCUGAGGACAAACAGAGAGAGAGAGAGAGAGAGAGAGAGAGAGAGAGAGAAAGACAGACAGACAGAGAGAGAGAGAGAGAGAGAGAGAGAGAGAGAGAGAGACCCGGUGCAUAAUAAAUCCGUAUCAUCAUCCAACCAGCAGCGGCACCGACUGACACUCGGCUCUGACUCCAUCCACUAACCAAACUUCUGCAAACUUUGAAACUUUAAGUUUUUCUGUACAACUAUGAGUUUUCUAAUUUAACAAAAGAUGAAGAGGAAGCGUUAAUAUUGUUCUAAAGUGGCUUAUUUUUGCAGCCUGUGUGGACAUGCUGUCUCUGUCAGCUCUUCUCGGCCUCAAACUGCGCUCGGAUGUCUCUUCAUUCUGACAAACUGGAGUAGAAACAAACAAACAAGCAAACAAACAAACAACAAAACAAUUUACGCCUUCACAAACCUGCGAUCAAGUAAAUCAUAAGCCAUGACUUCCUCCACUCCUCCCUCCUCUCGUAGUCCUUCUCCCCAAAAGGUGUGCCAUUCCCAGACUCAGACGGAUGUCCUGAAGCCGCUGCUGGGCGGAGGUGGUGGAGGUGUGGCAGGAGGUGGAGCUGCAGCAUUGAGGAGGCGUCGGCGUGUCUUGUCUAAGGAUGGCCGAAGCAAUGUGCGCAUUGAGCAUGUCAGUGGCCGUGGCGCUCUCUACCUGCGUGACCUGUGGACCACCUUUCUGGACAUGCAGUGGCGCUACAAGCUUUUCCUAUUCUCCGCCACUUUUGCUGGGACCUGGUUUGCUUUCGGUGUGCUGUGGUACCUGGUGGCGCUGGUGCACGGAGACCUGCUGGAGUUUGACCCGCCAUCCAACCAUACCCCCUGCGUGAUGCAGGUCCAGACGCUGACUGGUGCCUUCCUCUUCUCUCUGGAAUCACAGACUACAAUUGGCUACGGCUUCCGGUGCAUCACAGAGGAAUGUCCAGUCGCCAUCAUCCUUCUCAUAGUGCAGCUAGUUAUCACAAUGGUGAUGGAGAUCUUCAUCACAGGGACCUUUCUUGCCAAGGUGGCUCGGCCGAAAAAGCGUGGUGAAACAGUAAAGUUCAGUCAGCAUGCAGUCGUGGCCAAUCAUGAGGGCCAACCAUGCCUUAUGAUCCGUGUAGCCAACAUGCGCAAGAGCCUGCUGCUGGGCUGUCAAGUAACUGGUAAGCUGCUGCAGACGUCUCUGACUAAAGAGGGUGAGACAGUCCGGCUAGACCAGAGGAAUGUGGCCUUCCAGGUGGACACGUCCAGUGACAGUCCCUUCCUCAUCCUCCCUCUCACCUUCUACCAUAUCAUUGAUGACAGCAGCCCGCUCCGCCCUUGGGCUGCCAAGGGUGGAGGUUGGGCAGACCCAGAAAUGGCAGAUUUUGAACUGCUGGUAAUAAUGAGUGCCACAGUGGAGCCCACAUCAGCCACGUGCCAGGUACGAACCUCCUACCUGCCCGAUGAAAUCCUGUGGGGCUACGAAUUCCCCCCUGUCGUCUCGCUCUCCCCAUCAGGGAAAUAUGUGGCUGACUUCGCCUUCUUCGACAAGGUAGCUAAGACCAAGACCCUGCCAUGCUUUACGCAAACCUCCCCUUCUAGCCCAGGCUCAGACAGUGGGCGAAGAGGAGGAGGAGGAAAGGAUCCGGAGAAGAUGAGGCUGGAGGAGAGCUACAGGGAGGAGAAGGGGCGUGAUAGAGGGAGGAUACGAGAUAGCAGCCCACUUAGCGUCCGCAUUAGUAAUGUUUAGAGAGAGAGAGAGAAAGAGAGACAGACAGACAGACAGACAGACUUGUUGAGAGAAAGAGAAUCAGACUAACCAUAAGCUACUAGAAGCAGAGGAAUCUAAGAAGUUCACAAUAAAUCCUCUUCAGAAGACACAUUUUUCAAAUAUACACAUACACUGGGACUGCUACGUGUGAACAAUGGUAUCACCAUCUUGUGGCUAAAAUUAAUAGUCUCACCUGAACACUGGCCUUGUUUCAAUAAUGUUUGAUUUUCUUUAUUGUACUUUCAUUUUUAUGGCUUGGACUAUGACAAGAUUAUAAAAAAAAAUCAAAAGGCCAAAAUAUGCAAAAACUGAUUUAAAAUAGUCAUUAGAUAAUGAAGCACUGUACUGAAGGAUCAGGGGUUCUAUGUCCUGGGACUUGUCUUUGUAUUCCAUAUUGAUGGACUGAACUGGAAUGAUGUUAUUAUUUUGCAUGUGUAUAUAUUUGUACCUAACAAUGCCAGUUUGAGUACUCAUUUGAGUAUAGAUCUUUUUUUUUUGAGUAUAGGUUUUUUCUAGUCACUGGAGCAAACAUAUUGAUGCAGUAUGUUAACAAUACUAAAAGCACUUUAACUCUGUAAGAAGAUUUCUCUAGUUUCUGUUUUGAAAGCACAACUAACUAGUGAAUAUCGGAUGGUGAAUAACUGUCCUGUCAUUUCAAGCAUGUGUGGGUGUUUCUGUGAAUCUGUAGCAUGCCUGCUUGGCUUGCUGUAAGGUGUAGGGAAAUGGAGGGCGUAUUUUGAACAAAAUAUUUUUAGAAAUGUACAAAAUUUCUAGACCUACAUAGAUAUUAUUAUUAUUAUUAUUAUUAUUAUUAUUAUUAUCAUUAUUAUUAUUAUUAUUAUUAUUAUUAUGUGAGACAUGGAUGUGUUUUCUUCGGUAUUAAAAACAAAUGUGGUCUGUCCUACUUGUGGGAAGAAAAAUAUUUUUAUUUUAAUAUAUGUGAUAGAGCUCAGUUUUAAAAACUGGGAAAUUAUCACUUUAACGUCUAAUGCCUUUAAAUGACCAUUUUUAAUAAAUGAUAUGUCCAGAAGCAGUAACAGGCUCUGACUGCUA
Molecule: messenger RNA, 2932 nt
Organism: Pangasianodon hypophthalmus (striped catfish)
Lineage: Eukaryota; Metazoa; Chordata; Actinopteri; Siluriformes; Pangasiidae
Gene: kcnj10a
Product: potassium inwardly rectifying channel subfamily J member 10a
Exons: 6
Coding region: 581-1858 (425 amino acids)
Biological process (GO): potassium ion import across plasma membrane; regulation of monoatomic ion transmembrane transport
Cellular component (GO): plasma membrane
Molecular function (GO): inward rectifier potassium channel activity
Source: RefSeq, a predicted model, not a curated record